Molecule: messenger RNA, 834 nt
Organism: Penicillium subrubescens
Lineage: Eukaryota; Fungi; Ascomycota; Eurotiomycetes; Eurotiales; Aspergillaceae
Exons: 1
Coding region: 1-834 (277 amino acids)
Source: RefSeq, a predicted model, not a curated record
AUGGUGGCCUCAUCAUACCUUCUUCUGCCGCUCUAUCUGGCAUAUGUCCCCUCGGCCACGGCAUGGGUUUUUAGCUGGACAAACUCCACAGGGGGUUUACUGAUCGAUCACGGGAAUGCAGUUCAGUCCUGCAAGGCAAUCGAUAAUCCCAAGGGAAACAUCAUCGAUUGGGACGCCAAGGGUGGAAACUUUUGCAUUUAUCUCUACAACAACGGAAACUGCUCCGAUCCAUCCUCCGGGUAUACCUGCAAAGCGUGGCCCUGGAGCAACCAUGUCGCAGGGUCAUAUAUCCAUUCGUACGAGAUCGUACUGAACAAUACCGAUACUGCAUCUACCGCAUCAUCAGCUUCUUCCACAUCAACAACCUCAACCUCCACGACGAGUAGUUCCACUCUGACAUCGGCCAGCGCUGCUGCUACCACUGCUGCAACGAAUACUAGCUCAGCCACCACGACGCCAAUCGCCGUAAACACCAACACCAACACUAGCAAGAGCUCCUCACUCUCUGGAGGUGCUAUCGCGGGAGUAAUCGUCGGCGUCCUGGCUGCUCUCGCGAUUGCGGGUAUUUUAUUCUUCUUCUUGUGCUGGCGACCACGCAAGAAGACACAACCCUCGACCAUUUCAGAGCGACCGAUCCCACCCAUGUCGGAACUGGGUCAAUACGAUUAUAAGCCUUCUUCGCCUACUCUGAGCUCUCCCACUUCUCAUGGACAGGGCUCAGAUGUGUACCAGGGACAGAAGCUACGUGAAUUGCCCGGGUCUGGUGUCGCCAUGGAGAUGGGUACUGGUGUUAUGAGGGCCGAACUUGAUGGUUCGACGACUUGGAAGAAUUGA